AUGCCUGACUUUACCGAGGCGGAUACCAUCCGCAUUCUUGUUGCGACCGACAAUCAUGUUGGCUACGAAGAACGGGACCCGAUCCGCAAGGACGAUAGCUGGAGGACUUUUGAUGAAGUCUUGAACCUUGCCCGAACUGAAGAUGUCGACAUGGUCCUCCUCGCUGGCGACCUCUUCCACGACAACAAACCCUCCCGAAAAUCCCUUUAUCAGGUCAUGCGAACCCUCAGACAAAACUGUUUAGGGAUGAAACCCUGUCCAUUGGAGUUCCUCUCAGACGCUGCAUCUGUGUUCGAAGGUGCUUUCCCUCACGUCAAUUACGAAGAUCCCGAUAUCAACAUUUCGAUCCCUGUUUUCUCCAUCCAUGGCAACCAUGACGACCCAUCGGGUGAAGGAAACUUCUGUUCACUUGACCUUUUACAAGCGAGUGGAUUGCUCAACUACUACGGCAGAGUUCCUGAAGCCGAUAACAUCGAAGCUAAGCCGAUUCUGUUGCAGAAGGGCCUUACAAAGUUGGCUCUCUUUGGAAUAAGCAACGUUCGUGACGAGCGUAUGUUUCGAACCUUUCGAGAUCACAAGGUGAAAUGGUUUCGGCCAGGUGCUCAGAUGGGCGACUGGUUCAACCUUUUGGCUGUUCAUCAGAACCACCACGCACAUACAGCCACAUCCUAUCUUCCCGAGAAUGUCUUGCCUGACUGGCUAGAUCUCGUGGUUUGGGGCCACGAGCAUGAAUGUUUGAUCGACCCUACACAGAACCCAGAAACAGGGUUCCACGUCAUGCAACCCGGUUCAUCUGUCGCAACGUCUCUGGUGCCAGGUGAGGCUGUUCAGAAGCACGUUGCUAUUGUGAGUGUGACGGGCAAAGACUUCAAGGUUGACAAGCUCCCACUCAAGACCGUGCGCCCUUUUGUCACACGGGAACUCAUCCUUGCGCAAGACAAGCGCUUCAAGGGACUCGAUAAGAAGAAGGACAACCGUCAAGAGGUGACCCGGAGACUGAUGGAAGUUGUCGAGGAGAUGAUUGAGGAAGCCAACGCGGAUUGGGAGGCAAUUCAGACCGAUGAUGAGGCAUUGGAGGAACGCCCCCUUCCGCUGAUACGUCUCAAAGUGGAAUAUACAGCGACAGAUGGUGGUCAGUUCGAGAUUGAGAACCCUCAAAGAUUUUCAAAUCGAUUCGUUGGUAAAGUGGCCAACACGAACGAUGUUGUGUACUUUUACCGCAAAAAGACGUCAACGCGCAAGGCAAAUGCCGUCAAUCCAACAGCAGCCCUCGAAGCCCUUGAUGGUGCUGAUGACAUGGUCAAGGUCGAAAAUUUGGUGCAAGACUUCCUGUCGGCACAGUCGCUCAAGGUCCUUCCGCAAGGACCGUUUGGCGACGCUGUGAACCAGUUCGUGACAAAGGAUGAUAAACAUGCAAUGGAACUGUUUGUGUCAGAACAUUUGACAGGUCAGGUCCGAUCUAUGCUUGGUCUAGAGUCAGACGACGAGGAUCUGAACAGUGCCAUGGACAUCUACCGAACCAGAAUUGAGCAGCAACAGACCAGCGGUGUACUUGCGGCCCCAGUAGAGCGAAAACGAGUCCUCAAGCCAAAGCCAACAACCUGGGAUAGCGAUUUCGAUGGCAGUUGGGAGAAUGAGCCGGAUGCCUGGACGUAUGAAGACGAACAGCAGGCUGAAUCUACACCUGCACCCGCACGCAAGCCUGCACGAGGACGAGGCAAGGCGGUACAACAAGACGAAGAUUUAAUGGAUGAAGAUGAGCCUCCUGCUAAAAAGCCACCGGCUAAACGAGCAGCACGUACUACAAAAGCAGCAUCUACCAAAGCACCUGCCAAGAAGGCACCAGCCAAAGGUCGAGGCCGCAAGGCAUUUGAAGAGAGUGAAGAAGAAGACGUGGUGAUGGAAUCAGAGGAUGAGCCUGCUCCCCCUCCACCAAAGACACGACGAGCUGCAGCAACGAGGAGCAAUGCCAAGGCCACCACGUCUCGAGCAGCGACCAAGAGUACACGGCAGACAACGCUGAACUUUUCACAGUCGCAGAAGAGCGGUACACAGAGCAAGGCGGUUGAGAUCAGCGAUGAUGAGAUUUCAGACGAUGAUGCGUUCGAGCCAGCGCCGGCACCAGCAUCUCGUGCUCGACGGAGAUAA
Fusarium sp. VM40 is the source of this 2148-nucleotide messenger RNA. Lineage: Eukaryota; Fungi; Ascomycota; Sordariomycetes; Hypocreales; Nectriaceae. The record is from the annotation of a GenBank genome assembly.